AUGGUAAAUGUGUUGAGGCCAGGGAAAGCUGUGAUCCUCUUACAAGGGCGAUACGCCGGGAAGAAGGCCGUGAUCGUGAAAGCAUUCGACGACGGUAACCGCGAGAAGCCUUACGGUCACUGCCUCGUCGCCGGAUUGAAAAAGUACCCAAGCAAAGUCAUCCGCAAGGACUCGGCCAAGAAGACUGCCAAGAAAUCGCGUGUCAAGUGCUUCGUCAAGGUCGUCAAUUACCAGCAUGUGAUGCCCACGCGUUACACUUUGGACUUGGAUCUCAAAGAUGUCGUCACCGGUGACGCGAUCUCGUCGAAGGACAAGAAAGUGACUGCUCUCAAGGAAGCCAAGACGAGGUUCGAAGAGAGGUUUAAGACUGGCAAGAACAGAUGGUUCUUCACCAAGCUUAGGUUUUGA
Messenger RNA from Microthlaspi erraticum, 408 nucleotides. The record is from the annotation of a GenBank genome assembly. NCBI's taxonomy places the organism in Eukaryota, Viridiplantae, Streptophyta, Magnoliopsida, Brassicales, Brassicaceae.